Molecule: messenger RNA, 5039 nt
Organism: Bufo gargarizans (Asiatic toad)
Lineage: Eukaryota; Metazoa; Chordata; Amphibia; Anura; Bufonidae
Product: collagen alpha-6(VI) chain-like
Exons: 25
Coding region: 204-5039 (1611 amino acids)
Source: RefSeq, a predicted model, not a curated record
GAAACUUGAUCAUCUAGUGUAACACUUGCAGGAGCUUUCUCCAAAGUUUGACUGAAUGGGAAUUUCGCCAUGUACUUAAAUGUUUGUUGCAAAUUGAUUGGAACAAGCGCAGGAGUGCAGCAAUAAGUAGAAGCUCCUAAGAUCAUUGAUAGAGACAGUCAAGUAGAAGAACCAUUCAAUAUCUACAUUGUGGUGCUGUGAAAAUGAAAUUUGUGUAUGUUUUACUUUUGAUGGUUAGCUACCUGAAGCUAUCAACUGGUCAAGAUACCGUCCCGGAAUAUGCAGAUCUUGUAUUUCUGGUGGACAAUUCAGAUAAUAUGGGAAAAAACAUCUUCAACCAAGUGAAAUCCUUUAUAUUCAAAACAGUUUCUCAAAUGCAAAUAGGUUCAAACCAGUAUCGGAUUGGUUUAGCACAUUAUAAUGAUGAUCUAAAGGUUGAUUUCUCUCUAUCUACCUUCAAAGCAAAAAACCCAAUAAUAAGUUAUAUAAAAAAUAAAUUUGAUUUCCAAGGUGGAUCUUUGAUGACGGGUAAUGCCCUUGGCAAAAUUAGGGAAUCUCUAUUUAAUGAAAUAAAUGGAAGAGACAAAUCAAGGUUUCCACCAGUUCUUGUUUUGAUCACGUCUGGGCCUUCUCUUGAUGAUGUUCAAAUACCAGCUGAUGCUCUUAAACAGGAAAGUGUCAGGAUUAUUGCAGUUGGACUAAAGGAUGCCUCUAAAAAUCAGCUGGAAGUUAUGGCAACAUCACCAAGUCUUGCUUUUAUGAUAAACAAUGUCCGAGACCUAACUACAUUCUCAAAGGAUAUGGUCACCACUAUCCAAGAUGUGGUUAAAAAUAAUUAUUAUUCGUCAAGCACACAAGGUACUACUGCAGCUUCCCCAACAACUGCUAGCUCAUCUGUUUUUUUGAUAAAUAACACUGCAGUUUGCGAAAAAGGUAUAGCAACAGAUCUAGUGCUGAUUGUGGACACAUCAGAUCAUACAAGCAAAGAAAAUGAAGAGUUGAAGAAUUUCUUAACCAAUGUCUUAUCUGAUCUGGAGAUAAGUAAUAAAUGUGUCCAUGUGGGUCUAGUGACAUUCAACAUCCAACCAAAAUUAGUUGCUUCCCUAAAAACUGGAAUCAGCAAUUCUGUUGUUGAGGAAUUUAUAGGAGAACUGACAGUAUCAAGUGAAAAGAGUGCAAAUAUUGGAAGUGCAAUUAAUUUCACAAGAAGUGAAGUGUUUGGUGAUGCUUUUGCAAGCAGAAGGAAUCAGGGAAUAGAACAGCUAACAAUCCUGAUCACUCAUAAGUCCUCAGCAGACAGUGUAUCAGAGGCUGCCCAUCUGCUCCGACAAGAAAAAGUCAGACUUUUCACUGUGGGUAUUUCCCAAGCUAAUGAAACCCAGAUGAACGAAAUUGCAUCACAUCCAAAUUACUAUUAUAGCAUCAAAUUGAAGACGUUUGCUGAUCUUUCAAACAACACAGACACAUUACUGAAGAAGAUUGUGAAUGCUCUUGAAAGAGAUACUCUUUACUCACCAGCACAAACAGAUCUGAUCAGACACGGAUGUCAGAAGACAGAACUAGCUGAUAUUCAUCUGCUCAUUGAUGGCUCUGGAAGUAUUUAUCCCGAUGAUUUUACAGCCAUGAAGACAUUUUUGGUGGAGCUCAUAGAUAUGUUUGAGAUUGGGCAUCAGAAUGUUCGCAUUGGGUCUGUACAGUACUCUGAUAGCAGUCAACUGGAGAUUGGUAUUGGUACAAAUUACACUAAAACCCAAUUGAAAAUGGAGAUGAAGAACAUGAGGCAGCGAGGUGGAGGAACCAACACAGGAGCAGCAAUAAAUUUCACUCGUGAAUUAAUAUUACAUCCCGCUAAUAUCAGGGAAGGGAAUGUGCCUGUGUAUUUUAUCGUACUUACAGAUGGAGAAUCUCAAGAUAGUGUGAAGGAGGCUGCCAUGAUCCUUAGAGAAAACAAUGUAAAUAUGUAUGCAAUUGGGGUUAAAGAAGCCAACCAAACUCAGUUGCUGGAAAUCACUGGAGAUCCCAAAAGGGUCCAUUUUGUGCAUGACUUUGAUUCUUUGAAAGACAUAAAAAAUGUUAUAGCCCAACAAAUCUGUUCUGCAAAAGCUUGUCAAAAUGUGGAGGCUGAUGUGAUAUUCCUGGUUGACAGUUCUGGAAGUAUAGGCACAGAAAACUUUAAUAAAAUGAAGAAUUUUAUGAAAAGUCUGGUUAACAAAACCGAGGUUGGGCCAAAUAACUUACAGUUUGGUAUUGUCCAAUUCAGUGAUCUCAACAUGGAGGUGCUACAGCUAAAUAAGAAUGGGACCACAGCUAUUAUCUGGGAUGCCAUUAACAAAAUGGGAUAUAUGGGCAAGGGUACCUACACCGGGAAAGCCUUGGAAUUUGUGUCUCAAUACUUCACAGAAAUGAAAGGUGCAAGACCUAAGAUGAAAAAAUUCCUGAUACUUAUUACAGAUGGAAAGGCACAAGAUGAUGUUAAACUUCAGGCUGAGUCUCUGAGAAAUAACAGUGUAAAUAUUAUCUCUGUGGGCAUUUUCAAUGCAAAUAAAACUCAACUAGAAGAAAUAAGUGGGAAGAAAGAACGAGUCCAAUAUCUAGAAUCUUUUGACGUAUUGAAGACUAUAGAAGAUAAAUUAAUUUUUGGAAUCUGCAGUCCACUUGAAGAAUGUGCAAGAAUACAAGUUGCUGAUAUUGUUUUUGUGAUGGACUCUUCAGGGAGUAUCAGUACUGAGCAAUAUAACACAAUGAAACAUUUUAUUACAUCAUUUGUGGAUAAAUCAAUCGUUGGGCCAAAUCAUGUUCAAUUUGGUUCUCUGAAAUAUUCGGACAACCCGCAUAAGCUAUUCUACCUCAAUGAGUACCACAAUAAACAGGAAAUUAUCAAGCAUAUUCAAGAUGAUCCACCUAUAGGUGGAAACACAUAUACUGCUGAGGCUUUGGAAUUUUCAAAAAGAUUCUUUACAGAAAAACAAGGCAGCCGUCAACAUAGAGGAGUCCCUCAGUAUCUUCUUGUUAUAACUGAUGGUGAAUCUCAUGACCGUGAUAAACUUAAUGAAACCUCUAAACAGCUACAUGAUGCUGGGAUAAUCAUAUAUGCCAUUGGAGUAGCCAAAGCCCAAACUGAAGAGCUAAAGACAAUGGCAGGAAGCACGGGCAAAUGGUUCUUUGUUGAGAACUUUGAUGGAUUAAGUGAAAUUUUUAAAAAUAUAUCAGAUGAUGCAUGUGACAGAACAGAAUGUCAAAGAGAAGAGGCAGAUCUAACUUUUCUUAUUGAUGGUUCUGGUAGCAUUUCAGAAUCAGAUUUCAUAGAAAUGAAAAAGUUUAUGGUGUCUGUAAUCGAAGAUUUGGACAUUGGUGAGAACAAAGUUCAUGUAGGUGUGGCACAAUACAGUGAUUUAUUCAAAACAGAGUUCAAACUCAAAGCAUACUUGAAUAAGGAGAUUUUAAAGGAUAAGGUUACCGGGAUUGAAAAGAUUAAUGGAAACACCCUUAUUGGACAGGCUCUCAGGCUAACAGAUUCAGCCUUACUGAGUCCAGCAAAUGAUAGUCGUAUUAAUCAAGGUAUACAGCAGAUAUUAAUUGUGAUAACAGAUGGUGACUCACAAGAUGAAGUUGCAAAACCUGCAGAAGGUCUAAGACGUAAAGGUGUUGAUACCUAUGCUGUGGGAGUGGGAAAGGUGUCUGGAACACAACUUCUUCAAAUUGCUGGAUCUUCAAGCUCCAGAUUUUCUGUUGACUCAUUUGAUGAAUUAAAGAAUAUUAAAAAGAGAAUUGUCAGAGAUAUAUGCGAAACUCGAACAUCUAACAAUUGUUCAGUUGAUGUCGUUGUUGGUUUUGACAUAUCAACCUAUCCCAAUUAUGCCCAAUUAUUCACUGGGCAAAACCUUCUGAAAGCCAGAAUUGCUCAUAUCUUACACAGUAUGAUGAACUUGAGAAGUCCAAGCUGCAACCCUGGUGUCAAACCUCAAGUCAGUGCUACCUUUUACUUACCAAAUGCUAAUAAUUCAAUGUCUCCUCUAUUUCACACCUAUAGUCCUGAUUUAGCUCAGAACCUCAAAGACAUUUAUGUCAAUGGCUCUUCCUAUAUGACAUCACUCGUUCUUCAGUCAAUGUGGAAGACAUUUCAAAACACAGAUAAAGGAAAAGCAAAGAUGAUGCUGGUCUUUACAGAUGGCCUAGAUGAGCAAGUUGAAGACCUUAAGCGAACAGUGGAGGAUCUUCGAAGGCAAGGACUAACGGCCUUAGUGACUAUUGCUUUGGAAGGAACAAAGGGAUAUGAUGAUAUCAAACAUAUAGAAUUUGGCAGAGGCUUUGAAUACAGCUAUCAGAUGAAUAUUGGAAUGUCAGAUAUUGGAGUUAGACUAGCCGGACAAACGUCCCAUGUUAAUGAGAAGACAUGUUGCUGUGUAUUCUGUAAAUGCAUUGGACAAAGUGGACUUCCUGGAAUACCUGGGCGAAAAGGACAAAAAGGGCUACCUGGACGAAAAGGAGAUUCAGGACAUCCUGGAGAAGAAGGAACAGAUGGUGACAGAGGAUUACCUGGUCCACUGGGAGAAAGCGGUGACAAAGGAUGUGUAGGAGUCAAAGGCCUCAAGGGUUCAAGAGGGUUUCCAGGAGAACAGAAUGAAAAUGGAGAACAAGGGCUUGAUGGACUUCAUGGAGAAAAGGGGAAGUCCGGAUCUCCAGGAAUAAAAGGAGAGAAGGGUGAAAAAGGAGAACUAGGUAAAUCUGGAUUAAAGGGAACUAAAGGAUAUAAGGGAUUUAAAGGCCAGAAGGGUGACCUGGGAAAUCCUGGAAAUGACAGCAGUAUUCCUGGACCAGCAGGUCCUAAAGGAGACCCAGGAAUAGAGGGUGAAUCAGGAAUGGAAGGAAAACAUGGAGAACCUGGUGCUGAUGGACUUGAUAAUCUUCCUGGCAGAAGAGGGGUUAUGGGCCCACAGGGAACUAAAGGUGAUCCUGGUGUGCCAGGCAUUAAAGGAGAACACGGGUUUAAAGGUCCUCAGAGGGGGAAUAAUGAGACAAAUGUGAAUGAAAAAUCUUAA